AUGGAUACAUUAUUCGACUUAAUUAUUAUAGGAUUGGGUUCUCAUGGUAGUAAUUGCUUUUCACAUUUUUCUGGCAAAAUGAAAGUCUUAGGUAUUGAACAAUAUAUUUCCCCACAUACAAAGGGGUCUCAUAAUGGUGAGACUAGAAUUGUCAGGGAAAUGGGUUAUUCUGGAGAAUAUGUGGAUAUUGCUAGAAGAUCCCUUGAAUUAUGGAAGCAAUUACAAGACUCAACUAGUGAACAAGUAUAUGUGAAUUCAGGAGGAAUUUUAUUUGGAGAUUUAAGUGAUAGUCAAUUUAGAAAUCAAAUAUAAUAACAUAAUCCAAACCUAUAGCAAUUGAAAAGUCAAGAAGUUGAAUCUAAGUUUCCAAUAAAGACAUCUUAGGACUAAUAAUUUUUCUUUGAUAAAUCAGCAGGUUUUGUAAGACCAGAAUUAGCAAUAUCUAUCUUUAUAAAUUAGGGUAGAGCAAAAGGAGGACAGGUUAUUAAUAAUUGUAGAUAUAUAAAUCAUAUAUAUAAAGGAGAUGAAAUUCAUGUUUAUACAGAUUUAGGAGUAUUUAAGUCAAAAAAGUUGAUUUUAUCACUUGGAAUGGGUCUAAAGAGAUUAUAAAAUACAUAUCCUUUGGAUAUUAACAUUUAUAAACAAUAAGUUGUAUUCUUCAAAACGGAUAAUAAGAACUUUGAUAAAUUACCAGUUUUCAUUAGUGAAAAUAAUUCAUUAGAAAUUUAUGGAUUUCCAAGAAUAAAUGGGGAAGUAAAAAUAGGAUUGCAUCAUUUUGGUCCAUCUUUAGAACAUCCAGAUUUAUAUGAUCAAACAAAGAAUGAACAAGGAAGUGUCAACUUAAUUAGAUAGUUUUUGAUUAAAUAUAUGCCAGAAUUAAAAGAUGCUAUAGUAUCUCGAGUAGAAACAUGUGUUUAUACAAGCACAAAAGAUCAUAAUUUUACAAUAGAUUUUGAUCCAAGAUCUAAAAAUACAAUAAUUUUAAGUGCAUGUUCUGGACGUAAUAUAAAUAUUAUAGAAAAUAGAUGGAUUUAAAUUUUGUAUUGUUAUGGGAGAAAUACUUGAAGAAAUGUUCAACACUUAAGUUCAAAAAUAUUAAUCAUUUUAAUUAAAUAGAUUCUAGAAGCCUAAAUUUUGA
Messenger RNA from Paramecium pentaurelia, 1138 nucleotides. Lineage: Eukaryota; Ciliophora; Oligohymenophorea; Peniculida; Parameciidae. The record is from the annotation of a GenBank genome assembly.